This is a messenger RNA of Pieris rapae (cabbage white), 5603 nucleotides long. RefSeq lists its product as uncharacterized. The coding region runs from base 464 to 2326 and encodes 620 amino acids. The transcript is spliced from 13 exons. Lineage: Eukaryota; Metazoa; Arthropoda; Insecta; Lepidoptera; Pieridae. The record is from RefSeq and is a predicted model, not a curated record.
UGCGCGCGCCACGAGCGUAUGUGUUUGUCGUAUAUCAUUGUUCAUCUCAUACAAAAUACAACAAUAUAACCCAAAAAUAUUCAUACAGAUCACCAAAACAUUGAUAAAUAUAAAGUGUAUGUGUUAAAUGAAGUGCUUUCUGUUAUGAAUUGUGAAUAAACUGCAAGAAACUAGUGGUAAUGACAAGAAGCUUUGCACAGCGUCCUAGUAUCUUGAAUAAUGAUAUAAAACAACAUUUUGUACGGCGAUAAAUCGGUCGUAACUGGGCUGUUUAAUCGGUAAUGUGCUAUCAGACCCACGGUAAAGAUAGGGGUUAUUGAUAUAAAAUAAAUUUUGAGUGAAAUAAGUGUGAACAGUUAACAUGAUAUUAAAGUGAAAUAUACAAUUUUUAAAGAUUAAAAAUUUGUCAAUUAUAAAAUGAAGUGUAGAGUUCAUUUUCCUGGCCAAUGAGAUUGUAUGGAAUAUGGCACGGCAGAGGCCGACUACAAGGCACUUUCAUAACCAGCCUGAACUGCGGCGUGGAGACAGUUGCGGGCUCAUGCUGAGAUGGAUCUUCUUAGGCUGGCUGGCCAGCUGUGGGCCGCUGGGGAACACCGUAAAACAAGAUGGUUGCACCUUUCCAUCUCGUUGGCAAGGCAAAUGGUUCCAAUCUGGUGUGAUCCAGCCGAUCGUCAUCGAAGGUAACAUCCUUUCGAAUAAAGGACGCUGCCUGUCUUCUGAAGGGGACAAGUUCCUAAUAGUGGACGAGAAAGGAUGCUAUCGCUGUGUCGUAAUGCACGAGAAGCAUAUUAAUGUUCUACAGUAUAAAGAAACAUUCUGUCAUCGUCGUGAUGCACUCCCUCAUCUGUGUUCCUUGAUCACUGGCGACGCUCUCCUUUACUCAAUGUUCAGAGAAAAUGCUGAGCCGGUCGACUGUCCACUAAAAGCGCCAUUUUCCUUUACAUACAACAGAGGUCAUGGUGACUGCAAGUUUCCAGCAUCGUCCAUAGAGAGCUGUACCGAGGAUUCCAGACUUCUCCUGAAUUAUCAAGCGUGUCCGGACGUCUAUGGAUCGGAAAGUACCGUUGAAGAGUUAGAGUGUCUUGCGACGUGGAAGGAGGGGAGUCUCAGGUUCCUGGUGGGGAAACUCCAUCAUAACCACGCCACGAGCAAUGAAGACCGCUACAGAUGUUUUGUCUACGAGAAGACAAAUGGUAUUGGUUCAGCUCCUGGGUUGAAAGAUAAUCCUGUGAUGCCUGGUGGAGUGGAAUAUAGAGUGGCUCAAUCUGGUGAUGCAACUUGCAAUGGUCUGUUCAGUGCUACUGAAGGUUCUAGAACCAUGGCGUUAAAAAGAGUUUCAGUAAAAUUCAACUGUCAAUUCCCCUCCUGGAUGACAUUCUCUCACACGUGGCACACCCUGGACUUUACGAGUAACUACACGUUCUACCAACGAAAUGCGACGCUCCGUAUAACGAACCAUACUGGUGCUGAGGUCAAAGUAUUCUGCGUUAACGUGAAGGCUAGUUCGCCGAGUGGAAAUUCUGUCGCAUUGGUUGCGCAUUGGCAACACCAUUGCGUCUCUCGCUACGUUUGCGUGGUAUUAUACCGACGCGAUACGUAUAUUGCUGAACUCCAACGCGGAUCCCCGACAUCCAGACCUGAUGAAGCCUGUUCUCCUCACCAUUUUAAUGCUGUUACCGCACCUUACAUUACAUUAGUUGCAAGCAAUCCGGAAUCCAAGGAGUGCCCAUAUUCUGGGAAAUACACAAUCUCUAACCACAGACACCAGAGAAGCAUAUCAAGUAACCACAGACUACGAUCGCGAAGAGAUAACCCCGUAGAUUAUAAUCAUAGAGUGAACAGUUCGAGAAUGUUCAAUUUUAGCCUUAGGAAUAUAUCAGAGAUGCCAAUUCUGAGGAGUAAGAGAAAUGAUGAAAUAAGUUGUGUCAGCAGUACAUAUAGCAAGCUGGAAGUAGGGUGUAACACAGCUAAGAAUAUGGAAUUUUAUUCAACUUGUGAUAAUAAAGAAUUAGUUACAGCUUAUACAUGCCACGGUGGAUGGUACGAGAACGGCGCAUCAUUCGUAGUAACGACACCCGUGACGCGUGACAGUACGGCAGCGAGACGAUACUGCUUCGUAUCGCGGGAUGCGAGGGACGGGGUCCUCGCUGUGGGGCAAAGUGCCACCAACUGCGAACGUGGUGUCGAUCCGGAGCCUUUGUUGUUUGACGCUUCGUUUACUGGUAAAUGUCAGGACGAAACCAAUAAGCAGCCACUUAUAAGAAUACCGUCUCCUUAUAUCAUCUACAUCGCGCCCAUUGUUCUUCAUUACAUUAUACCAAGAUGAUGGAUGACAUAAGUCACUUGUCAAAACUUUUUACCCUAUUUUUAGCUGGCACCUAACUUGGUAAGACUUCGCUCGUACUUUUUAUUAGCAUCCUUAAACUCCUGCGCAACUUUUGCCAACUUAUGUGCGGCAAAGGCUUUAAAACAUGGACUAAAUGAAUCAUGUAUAUUACAAGUAAUUUCUACGAAUGUUUUUUAAUCAUUAUAGAUAAACUUGACUAAGUUACUUUUUACUAAGUAUUAAAUAAUAAUACUAAUUCCACAACCGCUUUAAAUCAUUGUAUAGACUUGUUACCAUGGUAACCUAGAUCUUUUAGUCCACGUUUUAAGUUCUUAACUAUACUAUACUUAUGGAAAAUAGGUGCAUUUUUCAUUGUAUCAUUAAAGUUCAAUCAAUAUGUAAAAAUAUUUUUUUAAGUAGCCUAAGUAUUAUUAAUUUUAUUCAUCAUCACACAUCAUUUCUCGAAACUGAUUUGUAUGAAUUGAAAUUAUUAUAUAAAUGAAAUUAUUACAGCUUUUACAUAUAAAGCAAAAACCUUUUUUAAAAAAUCAGUCUUUUUACACUGUUCUCUGUGGGCGUAUUACAAACUAAAGAGUCAUGUCUCAAUUGCAUUUUCCACAUCUGCUGACAGAAACUGACAUUAAUCUUCUAUAGUCGCGUUCAUCUUUACGGAAGGUAUCUUUCUCCAUUCCCCAGUCUUCAACAAACCUUAGGCGUUUAACGUUUUUGCUGUUUCGGCUCGCACUGCCCCUCCGACCCUCACCGGAGAGCGAUCUAUUUGGAAAGCAUAUUGGCGUAGUAUACUGUGAUUUGGGAGUAUACUUGGAGGGGAUUAGAGUUUUUAGUUUGAGUUUGGCCAUCAAUAAUGACGCCCUUAGGAUCUUAGCUUGAUUGGCUCAGCAAUUGUGGUCUACCAGUCACCGCAAGCUUCCACAAGUUAUCAGAACCUCUGCUAUGUACGUACCCUGUAGAAAGGCGGGAAAGCUUAAUACAGCUCAAUAAUUUGUAUUCUAUACUUGAUGAAAAUAGUGUAAUAAGACGGUUUUUUAUUAAUUAGGGUGAAACUUAGGGGGUUGAGUGUUGGUGAAAAUGGUUGUGAAUAAACAUUCAAAUUCCGAGAUUGAAAAAUUUUAAUGACAGCUUUCUUAUCAAAGUAGAAAAAAACAUAAAAUAGCAAUAAUUUUGUUUAAAGGUUUUUUAAAUUUCUCUUUUUCGGUAUUAAUUCAAAUAUGAAAUUUAUUUUUGUCUAAACAAACGUGGUCUUGAUCCAAUCGAUUGGACGGUGCAAAUUUUCUAAAUACCAUCAAAAAUUGUGUAUUGUCCAAUCGAACGAUCAUACGAACAACGCCAUCUCGCGAAGUUUAUAUUUUAUCACAAACUAUUUCUAAACGCACAUCAAUAGUAUAGACAAAAAUAUUAUAUUCGACUUCCUGUUGCUAUUUUAAUAAAAUAUACGAGUAUUGCACAGCUUACAAUUAAUGAUUCCUACAAAAUGUCUCAUACGUCUGAGUGUAAUUAUUGCGUUUUUGACAUAUGGGAGCUUUAUACAUCACAUCACCUUUAGAAUCGCUUGGUACUGCGUGAUUUCCGUAUGUCAAAAUUUCUAAAUGUCACACUUUGGCUGAUGCACAAACCGUGCUAGAGCCAAAAAAAUAAAAAAUCCACACUGUCUUGUUUCUGAAACUCACUAUAGGAAUGUAAAAUUUGUUAAAAACAACAAGUGGACAAACUAUAAAUUAUAUGAGUUUAAUUAUAGAAGAUUUUGGUUAAACUGUGCAAGGAGUCGAAUAUAAUAAUAGCUUUAACCAAACAGCAUUGAAGACUGUAACAUUGUUAUUUAUUAAGACAUUCUGUAUUACCCAACGUAUAACAUCGAUUAUAACUGUAUCAAAUAUUACAUAAGCCAUGCAACGCAAAUAUGAAAACAAUGGCGAAUAUCUUUUGUAUACCAAAAAUAUAAAUUUUGUAAAAAAAUAAUGUUUGCUCUUGAGCGGUUCUAACCGAGAAGGACUUUCAAUAUUCCUGAUUUUGAACCCUUUAUAUCGGUAAUGAAUGUCUAUAAUAAUUUGGGUGUGCAAUACACAUAUAAAUAAUGUUGGUACAAAAAUUUACAAAAGCAGGUAACGAACAUCGAAAUUAAAGUCAUUGUUUUCAUUCUUGUAAAACACACGUGAAGCUUAAAAUGUGUACAAAAUUAUCAUUACAAGUUAUUGAGUAGCUAGAAUAAUUUAGCAUAUUUCUUUAUCAAGCAAAUUAUAUUUAGGGGUAAUUUAAAUCAAUUCAGAUUCUUAAAAUAGUAUCCUUCUGAGCUUCACCGAUUUUAUAGACGUAAUGUUGUUGAGUAUAUUUAUUUAUAUUCAUGUUGCAUCUACUAGGUCUAUCGAAUAUUUUUUAAUUAUAAUUUAGAUUACUUUUAUCGUUGCUUAAAAGUUGCUUAUCAUCUCAUGUACCUUUAAGACUUCCGCAAAUACACUACAGAUAGCACUAAUAUUACGUUUAAUUUAAGGUCAAUGUCAAUCACAAAAAUAAUUAUAAAGACUAAUUAUUUUGGCCAGAGAUACAUAGACGCUUCCGUUUAACAAAUCCAAAGUUUUUAACGUAGGAGUCAUACUUAGCUCUCAAGUGUCGACUGCGAAUAUUAUCCUACUUUUGCCUAGAAUUAUCUACCUUACCUUACCCUUAUGUAGCUACAACAUAUGUAUUAGUAUGGCACAGAUCGGUCGAAAUUACUGCUUGUUGUUGACCGUAAUUGUUGUAUUUGCGGGAGAAAAUCAGUACCAUAGCUAAAUAGGAAAAUACGGCUUUAUCGAUAAGUUGGUUAAGACGCCAUCUGAUGGCAAAAUAUAACUUUUAAACUACGUAAUUUGUUACAAACAAGGAAAAUGCUUUUCCUUCAUCAAGCAAUACUAAUUUAAGUAUUUAAUUAAAAUGUUUUAGAUAUAAAUUUUAGAUAGAUAAGUGAAAACGAAUACUCAAUUUGAGAUAUGUAUAGUCUAGUUAUAAUAACGUAGAUAUAAAUUCGCGACAGCAAUAAUAUAUUUGUAUUAAAAGCUAUUAAGCGUUAAAUUUUUAAUAGCAAUUAGGUAGACAGUUGUGAAUAAUUGAGCUAGUGUUGUUAUUUUUUAUGUGAAAGAGAUUAUUUCCAGGAAACAACGUUAUAACUGAGAACUAAUAGUCGGUAUUUGCUGGAAUAAGUUGUUUCCAAUGUGUGAUAUAGGUAUGGUAAUUAAUUAAGGAUAUAGACGUCAGCUGCAUGAUUAAUAAAUUAAAGUGCAAA